CCGGUAUUCGCGGUAGAGCCUCAGCCGAUGGCACGAGCUUUUCCUUUAGAAGUUUGGAAAUCCGAAUACCUACCACCAUACUAAUUUGUUCUUAAUAAUAUAAUACUCACUCCAUUUAACCUGAUAGAGGAUUUCCACAACGAUCAUCAUCAUCAUCAUAGGAACGCGUGCCCUGAUCCCAAACAAAAAGGCAUUUACGGUUUCUCGAUCAUUCUGUGCUCGGAUCUCGAGAACAGAUAACACAAAGACCAAGCCAUGGAUACUACCUCAGCUCAACGACGCAUUGAAGCCAUACACGGCCACUUUGUCGCCUCUGCCGAUUCUCCUUCCCAGCUCUGUACUAACUCCACCGCCGGCGAGUUCUUCUCUGAGCAGGGUUAUAGUGUUGUUCUUCCAGAAAAACUUCAGACGGGAAAGUGGAAUGUAUACCGGUCAGCUCAUUCCCCUUUGAAGCUUGUGACUAGAUUUCCCGAUCAUCCAGAAAUUGGUACACUACAUGAUAAUUUUGUUCACGCUGUUGAUACUUUUCGAGAUUACAAAUAUCUAGGCACACGAAUCCGGGUUGACGGAACUGUUGGAGAGUACAAAUGGAUGACAUAUGGAGAAGCAGGCACUGCUCGGACAGCAAUAGGUUCCAGUCUAAUUUACUAUGGAAUACCAAAGGGAUCUUCUGUUGGAUUGUAUUUUAUCAACAGACCAGAGUGGCUCAUUGUAGAUCAUGCCUGCUCAGCGUAUUCAUAUAUAUCUGUUCCUUUAUAUGAUACUCUUGGUCCAGAAGCUGUGAAGUAUAUUUCUAAUCAUGCUGUUGUUCAAGCAAUAUUUUGUGUUCCCCAGACACUGAAUUCUUUGCUGAGCUUCUUGUCUGAGAUUCCUACUGUACGUCUUAUUGUGGUUGUAGGCGGGAUUGAUGAACAAAUGCCAUCCCUUUCAUCAUCAACUGGAGUUCAUGUUGUAACGUAUUCAAAAUUACUUAAUCAGGGCCGUAGUAAUGUUCAGCCCUUUUGCCCACCAAAACCUGACGAUGUUGCUACCAUUUGCUACACAAGCGGUACAACUGGGACUCCCAAGGGAGCUGUAUUGUCCCAUGGGAACAUGAUUGCAAAUGUUGCUGGCGCCAGUUUUGUUAUGAAAUAUAACUCAUCAGAUGUUUAUAUCUCUUAUCUUCCUUUGGCACACAUUUACGAAAGGGCGAAUCAGGUCGCGUUAGCAUAUUCUGGGGUUGCUGUUGGUUUCUACCAAGGGGAUAAUUUGAAGCUAAUGGAUGAUAUGGCUGCUCUGAGACCCACCCUAUUCUGCAGUGUACCUAGACUGUAUAAUAGAAUAUAUGCAGGCAUUAUGAAUGCUGUAAAGACUUCUGGGGGACUACGAGAGAGGUUAUUUAAUUCAGCCUACAAUGCUAAGAAGAAUGCUAUGUUGAAUGGUAAGAAUCCAUCCCCAAUGUGGGACAGAUUGGUGUUCAAUAAAAUAAAGGCAAGACUUGGAGGACGCGUUCGUUUCAUUGCUUCUGGUGCUUCACCUUUGUCUCCUGAUGUGAUGGAUUUUUUGAAGAUUUGCUUUGGUGGACUAGUACUGGAAGGAUAUGGAAUGACAGAGACUUCAUGUCUUAUAAGUUCUAUUGAUGGGGGAGACAACCUAUCUGGUCAUGUGGGCUCUCCUAAUCCUGCUUGUGAAAUAAAGCUUGUAGAUGUACCCGAAAUGAACUAUACAUCUGAGGAUAAGCCAUAUCCUCGUGGCGAAAUCUGUGUUAGGGGUCCCAUUGUUUUCCUAGGAUAUUAUAAAGAUGAAGCGCAGACGAGGGAAGUAAUUGAUGAAGACGAAUGGCUUCAUACUGGAGACAUAGGGCUCUGGCUACCCGGAGGUCGUCUGAAGAUUAUUGAUAGAAAGAAGAACAUUUUCAAGUUGGCGCAAGGGGAGUACAUAGCUCCAGAGAAAAUUGAGAAUGUUUAUGCUAAAUGCAAAUUUAUUGCCCAGUGCUUCAUAUAUGGUGACAGCCUCAAUUCUUCUUUGGUAGCUAUUGUUUCAGUGGACCACGAUGUGCUGAAAGCCUGGGCGGCAUCGGAAGGUAUCAAGAGCACAAAUUUGGAACAACUUUGCAGUGACCCAAGAGCAAGGGCAGCUGUCUUGGCUGAUAUGGAUGCCAUUGGUCGAGAAGCGCAGCUGCGAGGCUUUGAAUUUGCAAAAGCCGUUACUUUGGUGCCGGAGCCCUUUACUCUGGAAAAUGGUCUUCUCACGCCAACAAUGAAGGUUAAGAGACCUCAAGCAAAGGAAUACUUUGCAAAAGCCAUAUCGAACAUGUACGCUGAGCUGUCGACAUCAGAUCCUUCUGCCCAGAAGGUACUGUGAAAUCAAGUUUUAGUAUUCAGAAAAGCAUCGACAAAGUUCAGAUGCUGCAAUUCAGCAUCGUUCUAUUGGUAACGAGAACACUGGAUUUGACAUAGUAAGGCUUGGAGCUGUCCUUCAUUUAAAGCAUAACAUUGUUUGCGGUUUGUUUCUUCGGGAAUAAACUCAUAAUAAUUUUGAUUAUUUGAAGUUUUCCUCCGAGAAUCACUGAUAUAUUAGUAUCAUCUAAGAAGAAAAUGCUAGUCUUCUUAAUAAAUUGCAUAACCAUUGCCUUUUAUUUUAGCUAUGAGUAAAAAAGUGUGAGAGUUUUACAUUA
Tripterygium wilfordii is the source of this 2656-nucleotide messenger RNA. Its product is annotated as long chain acyl-CoA synthetase 6, peroxisomal-like. The transcript is spliced from 23 exons. Gene Ontology annotation, molecular function: long-chain fatty acid-CoA ligase activity. The coding region runs from base 256 to 2343 and encodes 695 amino acids. The record is from RefSeq and is a predicted model, not a curated record. Lineage: Eukaryota; Viridiplantae; Streptophyta; Magnoliopsida; Celastrales; Celastraceae. Gene Ontology annotation, cellular component: membrane; endoplasmic reticulum. Gene Ontology annotation, biological process: fatty acid metabolic process.